AGUGUUUUGAAGCAUCGAGCUGUUCCUUUGGCUCCAUUCUCCUUUCCAUAAAAAGCACAGCCCAUUCCAACUACCAGCUUGCCUUGCUUGCGCCGUUCCGUCCCGUGGCCUCACAGUCACAGCUGUGCGUCCUGUCCUGCGUCUUCUUCUUCUGUUGUGCUCUGCCCUGCCCCUUUAAUUAGGACGCUGUCUGCAGGUUCCUGGCUUCUGAAUCCCCAAUCAUAACAAGAACCAUCCUGCUGCCGCUGCCGCUGCCUCUCUUUCCCCUUCUCAUUUUCUCUAGCGAUCGAUCAAGAUUGAAGUGAGACAGAAGGAAGGAGAAAGAAGAGGAGGGAAGAAGAGAGCAGGAUCAGCAGAGAAGUUGUCGCUCUGAUCGGUUCUUCAGCAGGCAUCAUCGUUUUCUAAUGGCCGGGACAGCGGCAGUUCCCAAGUUCGGCUCGUGGGACGCCGAGAACAUCGGCUACACCGUCUUCUUCGAGAAGGUGCGCGAGAACAAGACCGCGCCGGUGCCGGCCACGGCGGCGGCGGCGCCCAAGGGGCACGACGACUACGAGUUCGACCCCUACGAGCACUACGAGAACCUCAGCAGGAAGGCGGCCUCGCGCCCGGCGAGCUCGCACGGACAAAGCCACGGCCACGCGGCGCCGGCGCAGUACUAUGACAACCAGAGCAGAAACGCGCCCUCGCGGCCGGCCAGCUCGCACGGCCAAGCGGCGCCGGCGCAGUACUACGACAACCCGAGCAGGAACCCGCCCUCGCGGCCGGCGAGCUCGCAGGGCCACGGCCACGGCCACGGGCACCCGGCGCCGCAGCAGCACUACCCUGGGCAGCACGGCAACGGUGGCUACCACCGGCGGAACGGGAGCAACGGCAGUAGCGCUGCGUCCGAGGUCAGCAGCCGCGGCAGCAAGUUCUCGCCGCCCAGGCCGUACCAGCCGCGGUACGGCAACAACAACAGCGGCGGCAGCUACCACCAGCCCCAGCCCCAGCAGCAGCAGUACGCCGCCCCGGCGCCGAGGCACCACCAGCACCAGCACGCCGCGCCGGCGCCGAGGGUGGCCGCCUCCCCGCCGCGCCACGCACCCCCGCCGGUGAACGAGCGCCGCCCGGGCCAGGUCCGUGCCGCCAAGGCCCCCUCGGCCGUGCCCAGGUUCGGCGUGUGGGACGAGCAGAACGCGGCGCAGGGCUUCACGGUGCAGUUCGAGAAGGUGCAGCGGCAGCGGGAGGUCGCCAAGGUCGCCGCGCCGGACGUGCCGCCGCCGAGGCAGCAGCUCUCGCCGGACCGGGCGGCGCCCACGUGGGGCCGGCCGCUGAGGAAGCCCAAGAAAUCCUUCCUGUCAAAGGUUUACGGGUGCCUGUUCCCAGUGGUCAGACACUGAUCGAGCAGCUGGAUGAUAAUAUUAAUCCAACCUUAAAGAGUGCUAUACCUUUUGAUCGCAUACGUGUUUUCAGACAGGAACUCUGCACUGUACACAAUAUUUCAUUUGUUUUUCAUCAUAUAUAUAAUCCAUGUAUAUCGAUAUAUCACAGAAGAUAAAAUGUC
Molecule: messenger RNA, 1543 nt
Organism: Lolium rigidum
Lineage: Eukaryota; Viridiplantae; Streptophyta; Magnoliopsida; Poales; Poaceae
Product: extensin-like
Exons: 3
Coding region: 405-1379 (324 amino acids)
Source: RefSeq, a predicted model, not a curated record